Arvicanthis niloticus (Nile rat) is the source of this 1922-nucleotide messenger RNA. Lineage: Eukaryota; Metazoa; Chordata; Mammalia; Rodentia; Muridae. The record is from RefSeq and is a predicted model, not a curated record.
AUGGACGUGGGCGCGGACGAAUUUGAGCAGAGCCUGCCACUCCUGCAGGAGCUUGUCGCGGGUGCGGACUUCGUGGGUCUGGACAUAGAGUUCACAGGUCUGCGUUCAAACUUGUCUCGGCCCCAACAGAUCAGUCUUUUCGACUUGCCAUCAGAGUGGUAUCUGAAGACCCGUCAGAGUGUUCAGCAGUUUACAAUCUGCCAGAUUGGACUGUCCGUGUUUUCCAGCAUCAAAGGAGAGUCAAACAAGUAUGUAGCACACUCCUGCAAUUUCUUUCUCUUCCCUACAACAUUUGGGAUCCUGGACUCAGAAUUCUCUUUCCAGGCAUCUAGUGUACAGUUUCUGAAUCAGUAUGGCUUCGACUAUAACAAGUUCCUCAAAAAUGGAAUCCCAUACAUGAAUGAAGAACAGGAGAAAAAAAUCAAACACAGUAUCCUGAGAGGGAACUGGAGAAUCCGAAGUUCUCUGGAUAAAGAUCAAAUCAAGGUGGUGAUUGAUAAGGUGACCCAGUGGCUGGACCUGGCUGAGGAAGGUGACCAGAUGACUCUGCCUGGCAUCUCUGGGUUCCAAGCCUUUGAGGUCCAACUGGUGCUGAGGCAGGCUCUCCUCAACAUCUGGACAGUGCUGAAAGAGGAAGGGGUGAUUGUGAAGAAGGUAAGCCAGCCACAUCGCUGGUACCUUGAGCACGCCUCUUGUGACCAAAUCAGCUGUUGGAAGGAACAGAUUCUUCUCUCUGCAAGAGGCUUCUCUGUCUUUUUUCAGAUGCUGGUGAAAGCCCAGAAGCCCUUGGUAGGACAUAACAUGAUGAUGGACCUACUGCAUCUCCAUGAGAAGUUCUUCAGACCUCUUCCAGAAAGCUACGAUCAGUUUAAGCAGAACAUCCACAGCCUGUUUCCUGUCCUCAUUGACACUAAGAAUGUGACAAAGGACAUCUGGAAGGAACUGCGUUUCCCACGAGUCUCCAACCUCUCGGAAGUGUAUGAAGUGCUGAGCAGUAACUUGAAUCCCACUAAGAAUUCUGGACCAGUGAUUAUUCACGCAAGAGAGUGUAAAAAAUACGCUGAGACCAAGUGCCCUCACGAAGCAGCCUAUGACGCCUUCCUCUGCGGGUCAGUUCUUUUGAAAGUGGCUCACUUGCUCCUACAGAGGGUGCAUGGCAGUGAUGCUGUGCCCGAGCCUGGCUUCCCCCAGUACCUCGAUGUGCUGGCACCUUACGUGAACCAAGUGAAUCUCAUCCGAGCUGGGGUUCCGAAAAUCAAUUUUUCUGGCCCAGAUUACCCCAGUAUCCGCCCUCCUGUACUCAUCCUCACUGUCAAGAGGUGGCCUGGGGUGAGCGAGCACCAGGUCUACCGUGAGUUCCAGAAUCUCUGCAAGUUCGAUGUCAGGCGGUUCACUCGAAGCCAGUUCCUGCUUCUGACCAAUAAGUUUAAGGAUGCCCGCAGUGUCUUGAAGGAGUACAGGAGCCACCCAACCCUUCAGGUCUCCCUGUACCGGUACUGGAGACAUUCCCCCAACAUCACCUGCCUGUUACAGGUAUGCAGCAUAGUCACCACCUGGGCCAUGAUUGCAUUUCUCCUGGGAAGACCCAGCCCCUGAGAGCAGUGAGCCACCUCACCUUCUGUCUUAGCCUCUGGAGAGUGACUCCUUUGUAUAAAUCAGUUUGUUUUCAUGCAGACCCAUGUGGUCCUCUGUAGAUACUCUGUUUUGUUGUGGAUGUGAGAUUCUGUAAAUAUGGCUGAUGAUAAAGAAACCCUUGCAUGUCGGACCUCUGUACAUGGCUAAUGCAUUCCUUCCUGUCAAGUGCUGGGAGAAGUCCUGGCCUCUAGGGUUGAAGCCACUGCACCAGCAUGCCCACAGUUCUGGUGGCUGUGUGUGAGUGAAGGGGCUGCUUGGAACAAGGAGCUGGCAGAGAUGAGGGAAGG